AUGGUACAGACCAAUGUAACCUGGUGGAAGGGCUUUGUGUUUCUGGGCUUCUCCAGCUUUGGGGAGAUGCAACUCCUGCUCUUUGUCUUGUUCCUCUCUCUGUAUCUCAUCACCCUGACCUGCAAUGUCUUCAUUAUCAUAGUUAUCAGGCUAGAUAGUCAUCUACACACUCCCAUGUACCUCUUCCUCUCCUUCCUCUCCUUCUCUGAGACCUGCUACACUUUGGGCAUCAUUCCUAGGAUGCUCGCUGGCCUGGUUAUGGGGGGCCAGGCUAUCUCCUAUGUGGGUUGUGCUGCCCAGAUGUUUUUCUCUGCUUCAUGGGCUUGUUCCAAUUGUUUCCUUUUGUCUGUCAUGGGCUUUGAUAGAUAUGUGGCCAUCUGUGUCCCACUGCACUAUGUCAGUCUCAUGAAUCCCACUCUCUGUGCCCAGCUUGUUGGUGCCUCCUUCCUAAGUGGAUACCUCUUCGGAUUGGGAAUGACACUGGUCAUUUUCCACCUCUCAUUCUGCAGCUCCUAUGAGAUCCAACACUUUUUUUGUGACACACCACCAGUGCUAAGCAUUGCCUGUGGUGAUACAAGACUAAGUGAAAUUGGGAUCCUCGUCCUUAGCCUGUUGGUCCUCUUGGUGUCCUUCUUUUUCAUCACCAUCUCCUAUGCCUGCAUUCUGGCAGCAAUCCUUAGGAUCCCCUCUGCUGAGGGGCGAAAGAAAGCUUUCUCUACUUGUGCUUCACACCUCACUGUGGUCAUUAUUCAUUAUGGCUGUGCCUCUUUCAUGUACUUGAGGCCCAAAGUCACCUACUGUCUUGAGCGGGAUCAGCUUAUUUCUGUCACCUACACUGUGGUAACCCCUCUCCUCAAUCCCAUUGUUUAUAGUCUAAGGAAUCGGGCUGUGCAGACAUCUCUGAGAAAUGCUUUUACAGGGAGUUUACUGAGUAAAGGAUGA
Molecule: messenger RNA, 942 nt
Organism: Castor canadensis (American beaver)
Lineage: Eukaryota; Metazoa; Chordata; Mammalia; Rodentia; Castoridae
Gene: Or10z1
Product: olfactory receptor family 10 subfamily Z member 1
Biological process (GO): G protein-coupled receptor signaling pathway
Cellular component (GO): membrane
Molecular function (GO): olfactory receptor activity; G protein-coupled receptor activity
Source: RefSeq, a predicted model, not a curated record